Lycium ferocissimum is the source of this 1726-nucleotide messenger RNA. RefSeq lists its product as uncharacterized. Bases 34 to 1662 code for a protein of 542 amino acids. The record is from RefSeq and is a predicted model, not a curated record. Gene Ontology annotation, cellular component: cytoplasm. NCBI's taxonomy places the organism in Eukaryota, Viridiplantae, Streptophyta, Magnoliopsida, Solanales, Solanaceae. Gene Ontology annotation, molecular function: ribosome binding; GTP binding. The transcript has 13 exons.
CACCCAUAUUUCCAAACGGAAACCGCUCUAAUCAUGAGUUUAUGCUUCUUCUGUUCCAAUUUGAAACCAUCCAUUCUAUUCCCCGAACCCGAUUUUUUCCGAUGGAUUCAGACCCGGACCCGUAGCCGUACCCGACCCGUUUCCUUGACAAAGUACAGUUUCAAUGGACGAUGCGCCGUGGGAGAAGAAAUCGGAGUUUUAUCGCCGGACGACAGUUCGUUUGUGCGUAAUCCGGUAAUUGACGAUGAACCGGAAACCGAGGUUGGUGACGUGGACAAUGGAGUUGCUAGUGUUGUGGAUGAAGAAAAAGCUCAAAGUUGGAUAAGUAAGAGUGAUAACAAGGAUAAAGUGGAUGAUGAUGAUAGUAGGUUCAACCUACGUAAUGGAAGAGAGGUUUUUGAAGAGAAAGCCUACCUAGUGGGUGUUGCGUGCAAGGGUGAUACAGAAGAUUCAUUUGGUAUAGAGGAAUCGCUCAAGGAAUUGGCUCAGCUGGCUGAUACUGCUGGACUACUGGUUGUUGAUUCUACAUAUCAGAAGCUAUCUUCUCCUAAUCCGAGGACUUACAUAGGAUCUGGAAAGGUUGCAGAAAUCAAAACUGCGAUUCGUGCAUUUGAUGUUGAGACUGUGAUAUUUGAUGAUGAACUUUCACCAGGACAAUUGCGUAAUUUGGAGAAGGCUUUUGGUGGAGCUGUUAGAGUGUGUGAUCGCACUGCUCUCAUACUGGAUAUUUUCAACCAGCGAGCAGCAACCCGUGAAGCAUCUUUGCAGGUAUCAUUGGCACAAAUGGAAUACCAAUUACCACGGCUAACCCGUAUGUGGACUCACCUUGAGCGUCAAUCUGGAGGACAGGUCAAGGGGAUGGGUGAAAAACAAAUUGAAGUAGACAAGAGAAUUUUGCGUACUCAAAUUGGUGUACUUAAAAAAGAGCUAGAAUCUGUUCGGAAGCAUAGAAAACAGUACAGGACCCGUCGCGUCUCUGUACCUGUCCCUGUUGUAUCUUUGGUUGGAUACACAAAUGCCGGAAAAAGUACACUUCUUAACCGGUUGACUGGGGCCGAUGUCCUUGCGGAGGACCGGUUAUUCGCCACACUUGAUCCUACUACAAGAAGGGUGCAGAUGAAGAAUGGGAAGGAGUUUCUGCUUACAGAUACUGUUGGCUUCAUCCAAAAAUUACCGACAACUUUGAUUGCAGCCUUUAGGGCAACACUCGAAGAAAUUGCUGAAUCUUCAAUUUUAGUGCAUGUGGUGGACAUCAGUCACCCACUAGCAGAGCAACAAAUAGAAGCUGUGGAGAAAGUUCUUUCAGAACUUGAUACAUCAUCAAUUCCAAGGUUGAUGCUGUGGAACAAGGUUGAUAAAGCUGGAGAUCCUGAGAAAAUCAAGUUGGAAGCCAAGACGAGAAACGAUGUGGUUUGCAUUUCAGCUGUAACUGGUGAAGGGUUGGAUGAUUUCUGCAAUGAAAUCCAGAAUAGACUAAAGGAUGCAAUGGUAUGGGUGGAAGCUUUGAUUCCAUUUGAUAAAGGGGAGCUCCUCAGUACGAUACAUCAAGUUGGAAUGGUUGAGAAAACUGAAUACACCGAGAAAGGAACUCUGGUGAGAGCACAUGUUCCCCUCCGAUUUGCAAGGCUUCUAACUCCGAUGAGGCAAAUGUGUGUAUCAUAAUUGCUUCAACUCACCAAAAUACAUAUUCUUGAAAGGGUGACACAAGCACAUGAUUUAUGAUUUA